GAGAAACAGUUGAACGUUUCUUGCCUAAUCGCGAGCAAAACUCUCUUACUUCCAUUUAUGAGUUGGGAGACUGGGCGCUGCCAAUUAACCCCCCGACAAUAGUUGCAAUGCAGCAGUAGUCUGAUGCUAAACAGUGAAGCUUGCCACCACCGUUCCCCGAGAAUAAAUUGCCCUCCGUAGUAAGUACUCACGCGCUCGAAAGCCAUCUCCUCCUGUCGAGCUCCCACUUGGUCACGGGUCGCAACCAAACGAAACACCGCCACCGCUCCUGCGCCGACACCGGACCCAGUAAGGGUGGGGAGGAGGACGGCCGUUGAGGCCGCGGGAUCGAUGGGAGAAGCAUCAAAAUCCCAUCUUUCUGAUCUGUUGCUGGCGCUCUGCUUCGUCUGCUUCCUGUGCUGCGAUGGCGUUUCCGGCCAAGGUCCGAUCUUUGCGUGCGACGUAGCGUCGAACCGGAGCUUGGCGGGCUUCGGGUUCUGCAACGUGUCGUGGGGAACGAAGCAGCGGGUGAAGGACUUGGUGAAGCGACUCACAUUGCAGGAAAAAGUUGGGUUCUUGGUGAACAAGGCCACGGCGGUGCCUCGGCUUGGGAUCCCGAGCUACGAGUGGUGGUCGGAGGCCUUGCACGGCGUCUCCUACGUCGGCCCUGGGACGCGCUUCUCCACCCUUGUCCCUGGGGCGACCAGCUUCCCUCAGGUCAUUCUCACAGCGGCCUCCUUCAACGCCACCCUGUUCAAAGCCAUCGGAAAGGUAGUAUCGACUGAAGCCCGAGCAAUGCACAAUGUGGGUCUUGCAGGACUGACAUAUUGGAGCCCAAACGUCAACAUAUUUCGAGAUCCAAGGUGGGGGAGAGGGCAGGAGACACCAGGGGAGGAUCCUGUGCUUGCAAGCAAGUAUGCCACUGGAUAUGUUAGGGGUUUGCAGGAGGCAGAUGAUCCAGACAAGCUCAAAGUUGCCGCUUGCUGCAAGCAUUACACUGCCUAUGAUGUCGAUAACUGGAAAGGCAUCGAACGAUACACCUUCAAUGCUAAGGUGACAAAACAGGACUUGGAUGACACCUUCCAACCUCCUUUCAAGAGCUGCGUGAUUGAUGGGAAUGUGGCCAGUGUCAUGUGCUCUUACAACCAAGUCAAUGGAGUCCCCACUUGUGCAGACAAAGACCUCCUUGCUGGGACCGUCAGAGGAGACUGGAAGCUCAAUGGUUACAUUGUCUCCGACUGUGACUCUGUCAAUGAACUCUACAGUCGACAGCACUACACCAAAACUCCUGAGGAUGCUGCAGCCAUUACCAUCUUAGCAGGUCUUGAUCUCAACUGUGGAACUUUCUUGAGCGAUCACACUCUGGCGGCGGUUCAGGGGGGCAAGCUGAGGGAAAAAGACGUGGACAAAGCGAUCGCCAACAACUUCGCCGUCUUGAUGCGGCUAGGCUUCUUCGAUGGCGAUCCUAGGAAGCUCCCUUACGGUGAUCUCGGCUCCAAGGACGUGUGCACGGCCGCGAACCAGGAGCUCGCUCGCGAGGCCGCGAGGCAGGGCAUCGUCCUCCUCAAGAACAGCGAGGGGUCUCUGCCCCUCGACCCCAAGUCUAUCAGUUCCUUGGCCGUGAUCGGCCCCAACGCUAACGCCACCUUCACCAUGAUCGGCAACUAUGAAGGAACACCAUGCAAGUAUACCACUCCGCUACAGGGGUUAGCAGCCAACGUCAAGACCAUGUAUGCGCCGGGGUGCGCUAACGUGGGUUGCGCCGGGAACGACCUCCAGUUGGACUCGGCGAAGGCGGCUGCGGCCGCAGCGGACGCCACCGUCUUGGUUGUCGGAGCCGACCAGUCGAUAGAGAGGGAGAGCUUCGACCGGGUAGACCUGCUCCUUCCCGGCCAGCAAACGUCCCUCAUCACGGAGGUGGCGGAGGUGGCCAAGGGGCCGGUGAUCCUCGUGAUCAUGUCAGGCGGCCCAUUCGACAUCUCGUUCGCCAAGACCAGUGAUGACAUCUCGAGCAUCCUUUGGGUGGGGUACCCCGGCGAAGCCGGCGGAGCUGCCAUAGCCGACAUCAUCUUCGGACACUGCAAUCCAGGUGGAAGGCUCCCUGUUACUUGGUAUCCUCAAUCAUUUGCAGACUCGGUUCCCAUGACCGACAUGCGCAUGAGGCCGGAUCCGUCCACGGACUACCCCGGUCGAACCUACCGGUUCUACACCGGCGACGCUGUCUACGAGUUCGGCGACGGCCUGAGCUACACCGAUUACACCCAUCACCUGGUAAAAGCUCCCAAGAUGGUCUCAAUCCCCCUCGAAGAGGGCCACUCCUGCUACUCUCAACGGUGCAAUUCCGUCGACCUCGCCGGCGAUGCAUGCGACGGCCUAGCAUUCGACGUGCACCUGCGAGUGCAGAACUCGGGAGGCAUGGCGGGUAGCCACACCGUCUUCCUCUUCUCGACUCCGCCGACGGUGCACAACGCACCCAGGAAGCACUUGCUGGGGUUCGAGAAGGUGUACUUGGGGCCUAAAGCGGCCGGCGAUGUGGUGUUCAAGGUCGAUGUCUGCAAGGACUUGAGCGUGGUGGAUGAGCUCGGGAACCGAAAGCUGGGCUUGGGUUCUCAUGUCCUCCAUGCGGGGAGCUUGAAGCACUCACUGAGCUUGAAGAUUUGAGGCUCAUGAGAGCUUCCGGUGGAAAUAAUCCGUUCCCCACAGAAGAAUUUAGUGAACUGUAACCAUUCUGAUUCCUACAAUUGCAAAAUUGUAACCUUGAAUUAAUUUUUACCUCUCUAUGGGGAAAAAUAUUUAUGGAUUUCUUCA
Musa acuminata AAA Group (dessert banana) is the source of this 2787-nucleotide messenger RNA. Its product is annotated as beta-xylosidase/alpha-L-arabinofuranosidase 2. The record is from RefSeq and is a predicted model, not a curated record. NCBI's taxonomy places the organism in Eukaryota, Viridiplantae, Streptophyta, Magnoliopsida, Zingiberales, Musaceae. The coding region runs from base 331 to 2640 and encodes 769 amino acids. Gene Ontology annotation, cellular component: plant-type cell wall. Gene Ontology annotation, biological process: arabinan catabolic process; xylan catabolic process. Gene Ontology annotation, molecular function: alpha-L-arabinofuranosidase activity; xylan 1,4-beta-xylosidase activity. The transcript is spliced from 7 exons.